Messenger RNA from Trematosphaeria pertusa, 1278 nucleotides. RefSeq lists its product as uncharacterized. The record is from RefSeq and is a predicted model, not a curated record. The transcript has 2 exons. Bases 396 to 1136 code for a protein of 246 amino acids. NCBI's taxonomy places the organism in Eukaryota, Fungi, Ascomycota, Dothideomycetes, Pleosporales, Trematosphaeriaceae.
UACGGACACGGUGAGACGGAUGAUGUGACCGAGCAUUAAGAAUGGCUCAGUGUAUGUCGAGAUUGUGGGGGUCCCAACUUUGGGGCCGCAGGUAUAUGAUUCAUGCAUUGCACGAGACCAAUCAGGCCUAUGUGUCCGGCCGGGGGUGGAGUCUGGUCAAUAUUCACGGCGAGACGGCUGCCCGGAAGCGCCGUUACGAAAAUCCUCUCCAAUUUGCAGAGACAGAGUCUGUCUUGUCUAUAAAGCCGAGUGCUAUCUCUCUGGGAAACGCAGUCUUGGGCUUCUCGAAUUGAAUUCAGCACGCAUUUCCCCUGAGGGCCCUGAUUUUGUCAUGGUCACUACCCGCACUGGUAGUACCUACUCCGCGGCUUCUUCCUCACAGCCGCGAUCGAAGAAUGCCCACUUUGUCGGCACUCAGCUUCAGCCUGGGAUUUGCGAUCGCCCAACUAAGGAUGAUGUCAAUUCGAAUACCAGCAUGCACCCCCCUCAAGACCCUGCCCCGCCCGUUCAUGACAGCGCCAGGUCCCCGCUCGCUGCUCUCAAUGCUCAAGAGCCCGUCGAGACAGGUCCGGAAGAGAAUGACGACUCCCGACAGACUUUCCAUACCGAUUUGCCUUGCAAGGCGCAGACUGCCGAACAUAUUCUUCAAGGGACCUGGAUCUCAAGAGGCUGACACCGGGUUGGCUGAAUCUCGGCCUGGAGAGCACUUGGACACUGUUACCUCGCCUUGUGAAGACGUGCGCGCUAGUUUGAUCUCAAACGAAAUCAUCACCACCGGCGCAGCGCCUCAGGAGGCAGAACCCAAAAAUUGCAAUUCUCGAGAUACACAGCCCACGGACGUUGCAUCUCAGCAGCCUGUACUCUCCGACAUUGCUCCACGUGAGACUGUUGGUUCUCACAGUCCUCAAGAGACCAACUCUGUCAGCUUCGCUCGUUGCGAGACCGAGACUGAGAUUGAGAUUGUUGACUUGACCAAUGGUCAAGAGCGCGAGGCCGCCAGCCUUACCCACGAGAGCGCUCCCCAAGCCCCCGAGACCGCUGACUGUAUCCGACCUCAGAGGCCCAAAAUUGCCAAUCGGGCCGUUAUGAGACCGCCGACGCAGGCCAUUGUGACAUUGCCAACACCAACUCACUGACGAUCGCGGACCCUCCCCAUCCAAAGCUCUCGACUGCCGAAGUCGAAUCUCCCAAGGCUGAAAUCGCUGAUCUUGACGUUCUUGGGACUAAGACAACCAACCAACCCUACUCAAGGACCCGGUCUUACCAACAUCAACCAUG